Molecule: messenger RNA, 2881 nt
Organism: Monopterus albus (swamp eel)
Lineage: Eukaryota; Metazoa; Chordata; Actinopteri; Synbranchiformes; Synbranchidae
Product: elastin-like
Exons: 16
Coding region: 864-1565 (233 amino acids)
Source: RefSeq, a predicted model, not a curated record
CGGCAAGUCUCAAUUUCGCGUGUUCAUGGAAGAUUGCCUCUGUGAGUGUAUGUAAUGCAUGAGUCACAAGCUGGCACAGUACAUUACAUUACAGUACUUUACACAACCAACUACCCGACCUGGAUUAGCAGGCUCUGAUACAGAGACAGGUAACGCAUCAUGCCAUAUUACUUUUGGCACCACCUUGGAUUGACUGCACCAGUUCUGUGCCAUCACUGAUCCUCUCUACAUUUUUUUGCCCAUUUCCUGCCCACUAAACUCAUGUCGUUUGUAUUGUGUGGAGGAAAUGGUAGAAAUUUUACCAAAUCAUGUUUAAAUCAAAUGUAAUGUCAAUCAAAAUAUGCUUUUCAUGUUUGAUAGUGGUUAAACAGUAACCAGUAUCAUGUUUAUCAUGUUUAACCAUUAAACUAUUGUCCAGACUCACAGCAGAGAGAGGUGAGUUUAUAUUUUUGUGUUGGCCAUAUACGUAUUCCUCCAUAUGUUGCUCGUCUGGUGACCUGAUAUCAGUAUAUGGCAGAGGGUAUACAGACCACAGUGUUCCUCACACAAUGAUAUCUUGCUGUCUACAUUCUUCAUAAAAAAAUUAUAACUAAUGAGUGCAUAUGCCAGACUUUGCUCUUUGCCCGCAGAGACCUUUUGCUUUCUGUAUGCACUGAGUGAUUUCAUGAAAGCUUUACAAUUAAACACCACAAAAGGCAGAUCUUGUGUUCUUGACUUGUUCAUAUUUCCAUAACAAUCACAAGUGCUACCAGCUAUUGACUGCCUUUAGCUUACAGCCUCACAGCUAUGGCAGUAUCAAGGUCCACCUUCUAGCUUCUGCUGUUUCUGGUCUCUCUCACUCUGAGGCUGCUUAAAAUACAUGGAUGAAACUGCAACCUAUUGUCUUUUGGCAGGGCCCACACCUAUUGCUGCAAUUGGUAAGGCCCCAGGGGUCCCACAGCCCAGUAAGACCUGCAUUUUGCAUGACCAUAAUCUGUGCAGGCGUUGCUGGUGGAAUUAUUCAGCCUAGUGCUGGCACAAGUAUUGGUGGAACAGGUGUUGGACCACCCCUUGAUGGUGCAACAGGAGUCCAACAGCCUGCAGGUGGUGGCCCAGGUGUCAAAGCACCUAAACCACUGGUACCAGGUGUCGGCACUGGAGUUGGAACUUUGCCUGGAGCGAAGCCUUUGAAACCUCCAGCUGUGGGUGGAGCAGGAAUCCCACUGACAGGAGGAGGUUAUUUUGGGGGAUACAGUCCAUAUCAUCAUGGUUAUGGACAGGGUGGGCUGACGUAUCCCUCUGCAGUCGGACUGGGAGGUGUUGGUGCUGGAGCUAAACCACCCAAACCAGGUUACGGAAAUCUCGGUCCUGGUGGUGGAUUUCAGCCAGGUCCUCCUGGUUUUGGUGGCUAUCCCCAGCAGUACUACCCAGGCGGAUAUGUACCAGCCCCACUGACUCCUCAACAAGCCAAAGCAGCCAAGUACGGUCCAUUGCAGGGUUUCCUUGGUGGCACAGGAGGAGUAGGAGGAUUCUAUGGAGGUGGAGUUGCAGGAUGCCAGGGCAAAUACUGUGGGAGGAGGAAGUAAAGGAUCUGAGAUCCAGUGUGAUCUCAAGAAACCAUGGUGCUACUGCAUUAUCUAGAAUGUACAUUUUAUAUGCAAACAAACCCCCAUUAGAAAACACAUGUAAAGAUGUUUUUUUUACUUGACUUCAGUGUCUGUUUUACACAACCCACCGACCCAGAAUUUUGUGCACAUUCUGACGUAUGUUAUUGAUAGUGUGCCUUUAAUCAUUUAUAUGGUCAAGUUAAUCAGCUUUAAUUCCCCGUACUGUACCACCCUACUUAAAAUACAAAGAAGGUGCUUGUGUUGCAGUGUGUGUGUGUGUUGUGUGUGGGUUGUUUGGGUAUGUGGUUGUACUGUUGUGCAAAAGACUGUCUGACCUGUCAGCUCCCAAUGUGACCUAUAAAUGAUAUCUUUUCUAAAGCAUGGAGACCUGUCCUCAGUGUCACAGCCCACACUGUCACACUUCGCUGCGCAGAGCUUGCCACCUCUCCAGUGGGUUUGGUCAGGGUUUGCCCUUAAACUGAUGAAAUCUCACCAAUCCCAGCAUUGGUUCUGGCUCCCCCAUCUCCUCUGCUGCUAUUUUUAGGCCUGUUGGGUAGAAAGCAGCGGGAAUCGGGGCUCCGGCCAACCCAUCUGCUCUCAGCGACUUUGCUGAUUCUAGAUGCUACGUAGUUCAGUUUUCUCAGCAUUUUUAAUGUUGUCAAACUUGUGAUGUAUGAAGAGCAAUGUUUGCUCUGAAGAACAGUAUACUGAAGACAAACAAAAAGCAUUAGAUUCAUUACAGGAUGUUUAAGAACCAUGAGAAGUGAAUUAAAAUAUCAUUCAAAUGCUACUCUGCCUUAUACGUGAUGUAUGUAUGGAUGUUUACUGAAGCGUCGCUGUCCUAAAUUCUCGGAUAGCAUGCUUUAGUCUGCUUCAAAUGUUUAGCCUUAUUGUAGCAGUUAUUUACAUUUAUGGCCAAAUGGUUAUUACAUGAUUAUUCAAGUUUGUUUGCACCACGCUUUGAGUCAUAGCUUUAACCAGAGGUUAACCAGAGGUUCAUGAGCGCUUUCUCCAAGUGACUCCAUCUCUUUCUGUAAUUGUGUACUGUAUUUUGUACUAAUUUGAUGUUAGCUGGCCUCAGUUCUGUCACCCGAUCUUUUGUAAGAGCUGAGCCUCGCUGGGGCAGACCUGGUCUUCUGUGCCGUGGGAUACUCUUCAUCUUUAUUUAAAACUGUUUUACAUGGAGGAACAGUGUGGUUUUGCACUUUUUAUAUUUCCACGAGACACAUGUGACUUUUUCCCAGAUAUCCUGGCAUUUUAUUGGCUUUAAUAAAUAACAAAAUAAACAUGUUUAA